AUGAACAUUAGUGAGAAAUUAGACAUAAAUAUAUAUAAUGAAGAAAAACAAGAAAAUGGUUCAUUAAAAAUUUUAUAUGAUACUAGUAUGAACAAGGGUGAUAUUUAUAAUGAUGCUAAUAAGAAUGAUAACAUAAAUUCAUCUGAAUUAAAAGAUAUUAAUAAAGAAAUAAAUAAAAAUAAAAAUGAUUCAAAUAUAGAAAGUAAGUUAUCCUUUGAUAUUAAAAAUGUUCUGACACAUGCUUAUUUGCCAGUAUGCUUAGAGAAAAUGAAAGAAGGAGAAUAUGUAUAUAAAUGGAAUAAUAAUAUAUUUCAAAAAAAAACAUUAAAAUUUUUUUAUUUAGACGUUAACAAUUAUUGUAUUCGAUGGAAUUCAAAAAAAAAAAAAUUAAAAGUAAACAAAAAUCCUUCUUUAUAUAUCUGUGAUAUAAUUAAAAUAUUAGAUGGGUCUGAGUCAUUAUUUUUUAAAAAAAAAGAGGCAGAAAAAAAUUUAUCUAUUGAAAUAAUUAGUACACAAAGAAAACUAAGAGUAACAUUUUUGGAUAUUCAAAGAUGGAAGAUGUGGUUAUUUGGUUUAAUGUAUUAUCAGUAUAAAUUAGCUAAUAAAGGAGCAGGAAAAAAAAUGAAACCUUUUUUUUAUGAAAAUAAUAAAUUGUAUGAUAACUAUAUCAUAUCUGGAUUGAAAGAUAUUAAUGUUUUAACAUUAUCUCAAUUAUAUAUUAUUUUAAGAAGUCUUAAUAUAUAUUUAAAUAUGAAGAUUUUAUAUCAUUAUUUUUCUAUUUAUAAAAAUAAAGGUAUUAUUAACUAUUUUGGUUUCACAAAAAUAUUAGAGCAUAUAUUUUCUAAUAAUCAUAUCUCAUUUUAUUUUAAUAUUUAUAAGGAUAAAAAGUCGAAUUAUAUAGACAAGAAUAAGUUUAUUGAAUUUUUAAUAGACAUACAGAGUGAAGGGAAAUGUGAAGAAAAUAUCUUUAAUAAUGAAGAAAUUAAAAAGAUUUAUAUUAAAAAUAAUGUUAUGCAUGAUAGUGAAAAUGAAAAUAUUGUAGAAUUAUCUCAUGAAAAUCAAGAAAUUAAUAAGAAGAUUAAUAAAAAUCAAAUAGAUAAACAUGAAAGAGACAGAGAAGAAAAUUAUAAUGAUACUAUUAUUGAUAAGAAAACAUCAUAUAAUAAUAAGGAAGAAAAAAAUACAAAUGAAAAUAAUGUCAAUAGUAACAAUAGUAUAGAUAAUAGUGAAAAUUAUUUAAAAAAUAACGUAAAUCAGAAUAAUAUUAUUAAAAAUAAUUAUAAUAUUUAUGAAUGGAAUUUAGUAAAAAAGAUAGAUAAUCAAAAUGAUAGUAAAAAUAAUUUUUAUUAUGAUAUAAACAUGUCCAAUGCAUUUCUAUUUGCAGAUGAUUCAAUGUAUUAUGAUGAAGAUUAUUUAUUGAUAUUGAAAAUAUUAAAAAAUAAAUUAAAAUAUAAAGAAAAUAAAAAUGAUAAUAAUAUUAAUAGUAAUAUGGAAAAAAAGGAACUCAUUGAAGUAGAAAGAUAUUAUCUUGAGAAUUAUAAAAAAGAGGAAGUUGAACAAAAUGAAGAGAAAAAAAAAAAUUUUAUUAAAGGAAGUUUAGAUAAUAAAUAUUUUAUAAGAGCUAAAGUGAUAUACAAGUUAUUAAAUACAGUAAAAAAAUAUAAUAUUCCCUUUGUAAUAAUUAAUGAAAAUAAUUAUUUAACUCAAAUAGGUUUAGUUUACUUCUUAUUAUCAAAGGAAAAUAGUAUUAUGUGCCCAGAAUAUUCUAAAGUAUAUCAAAAUAUGAAUUUACCUUUAUGUAAUUAUUGGAUAAAUAGUAGUCAUAAUAGCUAUCUAGGAAGAAAACAAAUAUUUAGUACUAGUAAUAUUGAACAGUACAUAUAUAUAUUAAUAGAUGGGUGUAGAUGUGUAGAAUUUGAUUGUUAUUAUUUUAAUAAAAAUAUUGUUGUGUAUCAUGGAUUUUAUGGAUAUAAACUUACAUCUUCAAUUUUAUUUUGUGAUACCCUAAUUGCAUGCAAAAUUUUUGGUUUUACUACUUCUCCAUAUCCUAUAAUAUUAUCAUUAGAAAUUCAUUGCAAAAAUAAGCAUAAGAAUUUAAUUGCUAAAAUAUUAAUAUGUAUUUUAGGAAAUCAGUUAUAUAUACCGAAAACAAGAGAUGAAAUUAAUAAUAUAACACCAGAUAAUUGUAAAAAUAAAUUUUUAGUUAAAUAUAAACAUUUUGAUAAUAACGAAAGUUCAGGCUUUUAUUAUAUAUUUGAAGGAUUGCAAAGUAUUAUGUAUGACGAGAUAAGUUAUCUUUCAGAUAUUAUUGGAGAAAAUGAAGAAGGUGAAGAAGAUAUAUCCGAUGUAGAAGAAAAUAUUGAAGAAAAUUUAGAAAAUAGUGUUGAGUCGUGGAAUCUUAAUAACUGCAAAAAAAAAAAGAAAUAUAUAAAUAAGUUAUAUAGCUCAUCACAUUUAGGUAAGGAUCAAGAAGAAGAAAAUAAUAAUUUUGAAAAGAAAAAAUUCCGAAGUAUUUUAAAUAUGAAAAAAAGUGAAAAUAAUUUAGAUAAUAAUAUUAAUAAUAGUUUAUUUAAUUAUAACAAAAGAGAAAAAUUAAAUGGAAUAGAAGAGAAAAAAAAAACUAUAAAAAAAAAAAAUGAGAAUCUUGAUUUAAGAAAUAAUAAUUUAUUGAACGAAUAUUCUUGUCUAAAAGGAUACGUCUUUCGAAAUUUUUGUGAAAAUAGAAAAUACAAUGAAAUUUGUUCAAUUAGCGAGAAUAAAUUUAUUAAAUUAAUAAAAAAAAAUGAAAAUGAAAUUAUCAAAUAUAAUCAAAAAACACUAACACGUGUUUACCCAUCCGGUACAAGAUUAGCAUCAACAAAUUUUAAUCCUCUUAUAUUUUGGAAUGCUGGAAUACAAGUUGUUGCAUUAAAUUAUCAGUACAAUGGUUUAAGUAUGUUACUAAAUAAAGGUAGAUUUUUAGAAAAUGGAGGAAAGCAUUCGGGUUAUAUUUUAAAACCUAAAUUAUUAAGAUUUAGUGAAAAAAAUGAUUAUGAUGUUUUAUCAUUGAAUUUACAAAUAUUAUCUAUGCAUCAAAUAAAUUUAUUGUUUUCUAUUAAAAAUAAAUAUCAAGAAAAAAAACUAAAAAAGAAACUAUUUAAAAUGGAUAUGAUCCAAAGGAUACAAACACAUAAAAAAAUCAACAAAAAAAUGAAAAAUUUUAAGGAUUUACAAAAAUUAGAAAAGGAAAAAAAAAACUUUCUUUUCUCUGAUAUUCAAUCAGAUGACAAUAAAAAAAACGUAAGUCAUGAAUUAAUCUUAAAUAAAUUUAAUGAUAAUGAUGUUAAUUAUAUUCAUAAUAAAUUUUCUAACGUUGAAAAAAAAUACGAAGAUAUGUUAUCAGAAUAUAAAUCCUUUUUAUUAUGUUCUUCAUUAUCACAUAGUAGUAGUUUUAAUAGUUGCAGCAGCAAUACAACAACAUCAAAUAAUGGAAAAGUUUUAAAUAAAAGUAUCUCAUCCAAAUUUAAAAAUAAAAGUUUUUAUCAAACUUUUGAGGAAUUAAAAAAAGCAAAUAAUUUAUUUUUUUAUCUAUAUGUAACUGUAUCUAUACAUGGAUAUAAUGAGCAAAAAUAUUAUUUUAAAACGGAAAUAGCCAAAGUUAAUUUUUAUGAUUUAAAUUAUUGUUGGUCAAAGCCUUCUAAUUUCCAAAUGAAAAUAUGUUAUCCUUCUCUGGCUCUUAUUGUAUUUGAAUUAAAAGCAUAUGAUACUGUUAAGAGUGAAGUAAUAGCUUGUGCAUGUUUUCCAGUUAAAUGCUUAAGAGAAGGUAUCAGAUUUGUUCCAUUAUGUGACAAAUAUUUAAAAGACAUUAAAGGAUCAGGAAUUUUAGUUAAUCUAAAAAUUACAACUAAUCAUAACUAA
Molecule: messenger RNA, 3897 nt
Organism: Plasmodium relictum
Lineage: Eukaryota; Apicomplexa; Aconoidasida; Haemosporida; Plasmodiidae
Gene: PI-PLC
Product: phosphoinositide-specific phospholipase C, putative
Exons: 4
Coding region: 1-3897 (1298 amino acids)
Biological process (GO): lipid metabolic process; phosphatidylinositol-mediated signaling
Molecular function (GO): phosphatidylinositol-4,5-bisphosphate phospholipase C activity
Source: RefSeq, a predicted model, not a curated record